AUGUGCGUAUUGUUUUGCGGCGCCGGCGAAGUUAAAGCCGAUUUGACCGAACUAGACAAGUGUCGACCGAUGAUUGUGAGGCAAGGGGAGGUGAAACGAAUGUUGGAGUGGUUGAUCCACGUUUGUGUGUUCAGUCGCGAGCACUUGCCUCCGGAAAGGCAGCAGCCGGAGCAUUUGAUCCGCGAGAUCGGCCUCGAGCUCGUGACGUCCGAGGCGCUUGCGACUCCGAGUCAGGGCAUGUCCAAGCGAUCCUUGUUUCUGAACAUGCGGCAACGGCGUAGAACUUGGGGAGCGGUCAAUGUAAGCUGUGGUACCUCCCAUCUGUUUGUAUUUGAAUCCGUUGCACAGACAGAAACCUGACUUCUUCCCCUUUCUCAUCCUCAUCCGCCAGCGAUCCGCAUUCAAUACGCCCAAACCUAACGCCGCGGCGAAGCCGCAGGUGGUCUUCAUCCACCACCCGUUAAUCACCCCCAGGGUGUAAGUAGUAAUUUACAUGUUUGCUUUUGUAGGCUCCAGCGUCUGAUGAUUGGGCUGACAAGCGUGUGUGCAGUCAUUGGGAAGAUGUCACAGGGGGGCGAACCGCUUGGGAGAACAUCCUUGACCUGCCCGAUUACAGUCGAUUUUAUGCGGAUGUCCGGGAGGGGCUUUUUACGGGUCGCAAGUGCGCCGAAAGAUAUCCGACACCACUCUCCGUGACUGUCGAUGGGCACCCCGGGCGAUUUGCACACACCAUCCUCCGUGAUGGUGAUCUGUGUGCGGUUGUCUGCACCGUCGAGGGUCGCGCUUGGAGGGACAGGUCCUCCGGCAAAUGGCACGGGCGUCUAACCUCAGGGCCCCUCAGGAUUCGUGCCCCUCAGGAUUCGCGUGCACGGCCAGAACGACGUGAGUACUUCUUGAAUGUAUCUUUUGUGCAUAUCACAUGUGCCUGAUGUAGUUUCCUUUGCUGAUGUGCGGCAGAUGACACGCCAGACCACGCCCCCGCCGACCGUCCAACUCAGUCCAAGCGGGUCAUCGUCUCCCCUGUCAAGCGCUCGCAAUGA
This is a messenger RNA of Microbotryum saponariae, 1040 nucleotides long. The record is from the annotation of a GenBank genome assembly. NCBI's taxonomy places the organism in Eukaryota, Fungi, Basidiomycota, Microbotryomycetes, Microbotryales, Microbotryaceae.